UAUAUCCCCCCUCGUGGAAAAAAUAUAAAUAAGAAGGUUGGUUUAAGAUACAUAUUUCCUUCUCCACGGAAUGAAAUAUACUGUAGUAAUAUAGCAAUAUGCGAUUUUUAGUGUAUCACCUCUUUGAAGUGGUGCACUAAUUCAGAAGCAGUUCCCCCGAUUUUAGACAUAUGCUACUCGUUUGUGGCACAGACUUCGGAGAGAACAGCAUUAUUGCACUUUACUUUGGUUCUACAUUUUAGCUGAAGGAAAUGUUCAGCGGGUAGAACUCGCAUAAGUAGCUUCUUAAAUACUUCAAAUUAACAAAAAAAAAAGCGACUCGGGUAAAACAAUGCACUUUUACAAACACAAACGUCCAAAAGCCACACCAGCAAAUAUUGUUGACCGGUAACUACUUGUCUUUCAUUCCUUGUAAAGCGUGAUGAGAUGAAUGACAGUGUGCCUCGGCUGUAGAGUGCUGACAAAUGCAUCGGUUAGUGAUUGUCUCGGCCUCAGCUUCAUUGUGGCAGCUCCCUUUCCCUGCGAGCAUUGCUGCAAUGGCUUUUAGCUAUUUAUCGAGUCCAGCUGGAGAGAAAGGGUCGUUGGCUGGCUUUUUUUGUAACCCCUCAGAUUAAAUCCUCCAUCAUUGGCUGAGCAACCACGACUGCUUACAGUGAGAAGGGAUUGAGCUGCUCAAGCCCUAAAACCAGGGGAUGCAGCAGUUCAAAUGGAGUGGAAAAUGACCAGUGGAGGCAUGAUACAUUUACACAUUACUUUCCUUCCGCCCCUUCUUAAUUACCCGUAAUCUGCUUUUGCCUACACUCCUGGGACGCCAUACAGUAAAAAGAUGUCCCCAGCCAUGCUGCACCUGAUAAUAUGUUUAAUGUCAGAUUAAGUCAGACGGGAACUAGUUGGUGGGUGGGGGACUUGUGUGACUCCAGUUCGGCGCAGUAGAAAAGUCUGUGUCAGGACUUCCCAACCCCCUUCGUUUCACUAGCCCCCUUCCAAGAGGCACAUUGAGCUGAACGAGGCGACGCACAAGUCGCUGUGCUGCUUUUUGUUCUGUCUUGUUUACUAGCUGUUUGUUUCCUUGUCUCAAGUCAUUAUCAGAGUAUUAUCAAGAAGAUCUGAAAUGGAAGGGGCUGGAGCUGUGCCGUGCCAGAGGCCAGAAUGUCAUCAGGGGAGAUGCAAAUGAGGUCGACAUCAGCAGCAGCAAAGGAGCCAGGGAGGCGGAGGGUUGCAGUCCUGGUCUGAAUCGGGCACUGUUGAGCUUCAUCUGUACUAGAAUUACCCGGUGUUGUUGGCUACAGACAAGGGGGCCGGUACUGUUUUUUCUCCCCUUUGCAAUCUGUUCUGCAAUGGUUAACUGUGAUGGAGAUCCCGGUGCACAGUAGCUGGGAAUGUCGCAUUGAGAAGCCAGAGGUAGUGGGUGCCUGUUGAAGCAGCGCAAGGGGCAGUGGGUACCGUGGGUCCCCUCUGAGAGAGGCACGCGAAGCAUGACUCCCGGCUGCUGCUACGGCAACGGCGGCGGCGGUGAGGCGACUCUCCCUCCCACUUCCUGCUCUGUGUGUAGCGAGCUUCGGUGGACUCCAUUGCGCCGUGUAGUCCCUUCUCCAAGCCUUUGACUCUACAGUCACGUAUUCUCCCCUUCUCGGAACUGUGCCCAAAUCGUUUUACACAGAUGGGAAAAUCCGUAACGAACGAGGAAUGAAACUCGGUGAUACAGACUGCUGGCUUCAGUGAAGCUGGACUUUCAUAACUGGAUUUGUUAAGGAAUAAAAGCAGCUUAUUCAAAUAUACUGUGCAAUGAUGCCGACAUUUGGUUGUCUCCUGAAGACCAUUGUGUUGUUGCUGUUCUUGCUCUUCAUUUUGCAGUAUGUAAAAGGUUUCAGUCGUGCAGCACUGCCAUUUGGUUUAGUACGGAGAGAACUAUCUUGUGAAGGAUAUCCCAUAGACCUAAGAUGUCCAGGAAGUGAUGUCAUAAUGAUUGAAAGUGCCAAUUAUGGACGUACAGAUGAUAAAAUCUGUGAUGCUGAAACAUUUCAGAUGGAAAACACUGACUGCUAUCUACCAGAUGCUUAUAAAAUUAUGUCACAGAGGUGUAACAAUCGAACUCAGUGCGUAGUAGUUACUGGGUCAGAAGUGUUUCCAGACCCUUGUCCUGGGACGUUCAAAUACCUUGAGGUCCAGUAUGAAUGUGUUCCAUACAAAGUGGAACAAAAAGUUUUUAUUUGCCCGGGAACUCUGAAGGCAGUUGUGGAGUCAUCAUAUAUAUUUGAAGCUGAACAACAAGCGGGCGCUUGGUGUAAAGACCCUCUUCAGGCAGCAGACAAAAUUUAUUUUAUGCCAUGGACCCCUUACCGCACUGACACUUUGAUAGAGUUUGCCUCACUUGAUGACUUUAGAAACAGCCAACAAACUACUACAUACAAACUUCCCAAUCGAGUGGAUGGCACUGGGUUUGUUGUUUAUGAUGGUGCUGUGUUUUUCAAUAAAGAAAGGACCAGAAAUAUUGUAAAAUUUGACUUGAGGACUAGAAUCAAAAGUGGUGAGGCUAUUAUUAACAAUGCCAACUACCACGACACCUCACCAUAUAGAUGGGGUGGCAAGACUGACAUAGACUUAGCAGUAGACGAAAAUGGUUUAUGGGUGAUUUAUGCCACAGAACAAAAUAAUGGAAUGAUAGUGAUCAGCCAACUCAAUCCAUACACAUUGAGAUUUGAAGCUACAUGGGAUACAGAGUACGAUAAGCGAUCUGCAUCGAAUGCAUUCAUGAUCUGUGGAGUACUGUACGUAGUGAGAUCAAUUUACGAAGACAGCGAGAGUGAAACUGGAAAGAACUCUGUUGAUUACAUUUAUAACACAAUGCUGGUUAAAGGAGAAUAUGUUGAAAUUCCAUUUCCAAACCGAUAUAUGUACAUUGCUUCUGUAGACUACAACCCUAGAGAUAACCAGCUGUAUGUGUGGAAUAAUAACUACAUCUUGAGGUAUUCUCUAGAAUUUGGCCCACCUGACCCUGGCCAAGUUCCAACCACCACUACAGCAGUUACUUCCCAAGCUGAACCGAUCAGAACCACCUUACCGUCAACAACUGCAUCACAGAGAGCCCUCAUCAGUACUACCAUGGUAACGAGAGAAAAUAAUCGAGGCCUCAGACCUCCACCAUCAAUUUCUCCUACUAAAGCUCCAACUCCCACAAGCUUUUUUCCUUUGCCUGAGAGGUUUUGUGAAGAGACUGAAGCCAGGGGGAUCAGCUGGCCUCAGACACAAAGGGGCAUGGUUGUGGAACGCCCAUGCCCUAAGGGGACUCGAGGUACUGCUUCAUUUGUCUGCAUGAUUGCCACUGGAACCUGGAACCCUAAGGGACCAGACCUCAGUAACUGUACCUCGCACUGGGUGAAUCAACUUGCCCAGAAGAUCAGAAGUGGAGAAAAUGCAGCUAAUCUUGCCAAUGAGCUGGCAAAGCAUACCAAAGGGCCAAUUUUUGCUGGUGAUGUGACCUCGUCUGUCAGGUUAAUGGAACAGUUAGUUGAUAUCCUCGAUGCUCAGCUUCAGGACCUACGACCAAGUGAAAAGGACACUGCCGGUCGGAGUUUCAACAAGUUCCAAAAACGUGAGCGGACAUGCAGAGCAUACAUUAAGGCAAUCAUUGAUACAGUUGGCAACCUGCUGAGGCUAGAAGCUCUACAGUCCUGGAAAGACAUGAAUUCAACAGAGCAAACACAUACAGCAACAAUGUUACUUGAUACCUUAGAAGAAGGUGCCUUUGUCCUUGCUGAUAAUCUGAAAGAGCCCAGUCGAGUCACAGUGCCCACAGACAAUAUAAUUUUAGAGGUUGCUGUUCUUAGUACAGAUGGCCAGGUGCAAGACUUUAAAUUUCCCCAGGGCAGUACUACAGGAAACUCAAUCCAGCUUUCUGCCAGCACCGUCAAACAGAACAGCCGAAAUGGUAUUACAAAGCUGGUGUUUAUUUUGUAUGAAAACUUGGGUCAGUUCCUUAGUACCGAGAAUGCAACAAUAAAACUCGCAGGUGACCUCAGUGCCCGGAACAGCACCAUUGCUGUGAAUUCCCAUGUCAUUUCAGCUUCAAUCAACAAAGAAUCAAGCCGUGUCUACCUUACUGAUCCUGUGGUGUUCACUCUGAAACAUCUCAAUCCUAUCAACUAUUACAAUGCAAACUGCACAUUUUGGAAUUACUCUGAAAGAUCCAUGAUGGGGUAUUGGUCAACUCAGGGAUGCAGACUUGUUGAUACAAACAAAACUCACACAACCUGUGCAUGCAGCCACCUUACCAAUUUUGCAAUUCUCAUGGCACACAGAGAAGUUGUGUAUAAAGAUCGAGUGCAUGAGAUUCUGCUUACUGUCAUCACUUGGGUGGGAAUUGUUAUUUCCCUGGUCUGCCUGGCCAUCUGCAUCUUCACGUUUUGCUUCUUCCGAGGACUGCAGAGUGAUCGCAAUACCAUCCAUAAGAAUCUCUGCAUCAAUCUUUUCAUUGCAGAGUUCAUUUUCUUAAUUGGCAUCGAUAAGACAGAGUAUGAGAUUAUUUGUCCUAUAUAUGGAGGUCUGUUGCACUUUUUCUUUCUUGCGGCCUUUGCCUGGAUGUGCAUGGAGGGAGUUCAGCUCUACAUCCUGCUGAUAGAAGUUUUUGAAAGUGAAUAUUCAAGGAAGAAAUACUACUAUGUUGUUGGCUACCUUUUCCCUGCUAUUGUGGUGGGAGUCUCCGCAGCCAUUGACUACAAGAGCUACCGAACUGAAAAAGCGUGCUGGCUGCGGGCCGACAACAAUUUUAUAUGGAGUUUUAUUGGUCCUGUUACAUUUAUCAUUAUGCUGAACCUUAUCUUUCUGGUGAUCACAAUGGUUAAAAUGGCAAAGCAUUCGACCACUUUGAAACCAGACUCCAGCAGGUUGGAAAACAUUAAUAAUGUCCAUGUUUGCGAUGGCUACUAUAACACAGACUUGCCCGGCUAUGAAGAUAAUAAGCCAUUUAUCAAGUCCUGGGUCAUUGGUGCUUUUGGUCUUCUUUGUCUCCUUGGCCUAACUUGGUCAUUUGGACUGCUUUUCAUUAAUGAAGAAUCGGUUGUGAUGGCAUACCUGUUCACAGUAUUCAAUGCUUUCCAAGGGAUGUUUAUUUUCAUAUUCCACUGUGUUCUUCAAAAGAAAGUUCGCAAAGAAUACAGCAAAUGCUUCCGACAUUCAUAUUGUUGUGGUGGACUGCCAACUGAGAGCUCCCACAGCUCUGUGAAAACAUCAACAUCGAGAACAAAUGCCCGCUAUUCCUCUGCUACUCAGAGUCGAAUAAGAAGGAUGUGGAAUGACACAGUGCGAAAACAGUCCGAGUCUUCGUUUAUCUCUGGUGACAUCAACAGUACAUCUACACUUAAUCAAGGAAUGACUGCCAAUUACCUACUAACAAAUCCUCUCCUACGACCCCAUGGCACUAACAAUCCCUAUAACACGUUACUUGCAGAAACAGUUGUAUGUAACACCCCUUCGGCUCCUGUGUUUAACUCACCAGCGACCUACAGAGAGACAAGACACUCACUGAACAAUGCCAGGGAUACAAGUGCAAUGGAUACGCUACCUCUAAAUGGUAACUUUAACAACAGCUACUCACUUCGUAAUGGCGAUUACUCUGACAAUGUGCCGGUUAUGGACUGUGGACUAAGUCUCGAUGAUGCUGCAUUUGAAAAAAUGAUAAUCUCUGAACUAGUGCACAACAAUCUCCGUGGCAACAGUAAGAACCAUAAUAUUGAAAGGACUCUCCCCACAAAAGUUAUGGUUGGUGGAAGCAGCAGUGAAGAUGAUGCAAUUGUUGCAGAUGCUUCAUCUUUGAUACACAGUGACAAUCAUGGAUUAGAGCUUCAGCAUAAAGAGCUUGAAGCUCCACUGAUUCCCCAACGGACUCACUCACUAUUAUACCAUCCCCAGAAGAAAGUAAAAACUGAAGGCACAGACAGCUAUGUUUCACAGCUGACAGCUGAAGCAGAGGACAACUUACAGUCCCCAAACAGAGACUCGCUUUACACGAGCAUGCCAAACUUAAGAGACUCUCCUUAUCCAGAGAGCAGCCCGGAUGUAGAAGAAGAUCUUUCUCCUUCAAGAAAGAGUGAAAUUGAUGAUCUGUACUACAAAAGUAUGCCCAAUCUUGGAGCGGGUCACCAACUUCAGAUGUACUAUCAAAUUAGUAGGGGAAAUAGUGAUGGAUACAUUAUUCCUAUUAACAAAGAAGGGUGCAUUCCUGAAGGAGAUAUAAGGGAAGGACAAAUGCAACUUGUAACAAGCCUUUAGAACUGUGGGUGCUGGACAUUGGGGCCUGAAACAGGUACUACAAGACUUUAAUGAGGCCUCUUUCAGGUACUUUCACAUUGUACCUGAACAAAUAGUGUCUCUGGUGUUCAGCAAAACAUUUUGGACUUCGUGAUGCUAUGAUUUUUUUAAGAACUUUGUAUAUAUUCACAGAGUCUACUGAAAUUAUUUGCUACUAAAGAAAGAAAUACCAACAAUGUAUUUCAGAAUGUUCUGCUGCUGGCUUUUAGAUUAUGGCAGGAGAAACUUCUGCCUGUCCUUUAAAGCGGCUUCCAAGAAGAGUUGUAAAUAUGGCUGCACCAUUUUGUGGGCUUGCAUUGUAUUAUAUACAAGAUGCAAGCCACAGAUUCCUGUGGGACAGAUGUAUCCUAACUUAAUGCUCUGAGGCUUUAUGCAGGAAAUAUUUUUCUGCAUCAUUUUGCAGUUUGCUGCAAUGUUUUUCCCACUAAGACAAAAAAAAAAUGUGUCUAACCACUAGCAAUCAAGCCACAGGCCUUAUUUCAUAUAUUUCCUCAACUGUACAAAACUAUUCUCAUGAAAAUGGCUAAAGAAAAUAUAUUUUGUUCUAUUGCUAGUGUAAAAUAAAUUUGUGUCAAAACUGCAAUAUAACUGACAUUAAAAAAUAAUUUUAAUGAGUUUGAGAAAAUAUUGUGAAAAGCUCCUGGUUGCACAUAUGUUACAAAUUUUUUUCUUACACUUUUUUCAUAGUAGUAUGUUUUAAAAUACAAGUUUUAUUCAUUGCCACUCCUCUGUUCAACCACUGUAAACAGUGUUUUGCUUAAAAAAAUACAAUUUUGUCUUUUUUAAGUUAAAUUACUUAAUUGCCAAAUGAAUUUUUCUUUAGUAUGUUGGGGAAAUCCCAACCUGUAGCCAGUUUUGCUAUGCCUUGCACAAAGAUGGUGGCACCUAGAAAUCAUUAUUAUUACGUGACAUGAUGGCAUAUAAUGGACACUUGCCACAAACUGUCCAGCAAAACCAAUAAAUGUCUAUUUAGACAUAAAUACUUUACUUCUGUGUUCUUUCUGCUGAAGUUUAGAAUUUAAUUUAUUUUAUGGUAAUAAAGUUUUAAUGAUGUGUACAAUUGUUACCACCAAUUUAAGCCUGUUUCAUUCUUUUUUGUAAAUCUGUUAAUACUGAGCCAGUCACUAAUACCUGAUGUAAAGUUUAACACCUGUUUGACAGUAAAUAAAUGUGACAUUUUUUCAAUUAA
Messenger RNA from Protopterus annectens (West African lungfish), 7495 nucleotides. RefSeq names its product adhesion G protein-coupled receptor L2 (gene ADGRL2). The record is from RefSeq and is a predicted model, not a curated record. Gene Ontology annotation, cellular component: neuron projection; membrane. The coding region runs from base 1786 to 6267 and encodes 1493 amino acids. Lineage: Eukaryota; Metazoa; Chordata; Ceratodontiformes; Protopteridae. The transcript is spliced from 26 exons. Gene Ontology annotation, biological process: cell surface receptor signaling pathway; brain development; adenylate cyclase-activating G protein-coupled receptor signaling pathway. Gene Ontology annotation, molecular function: G protein-coupled receptor activity; carbohydrate binding.